AUGCAUCCCAAGCCCCAGAUCAUUUAUCUUUCGCAAAUCUUCUUUGUCGUCGGACCUGCCUUUAUUCUAUACGGUUAUAACCAGGCCGGGCUCUCGGCCCUACUAGACCUCCCUGAUGUCGUCCGUUACUUUCCCCAGGUCGACACUAUCAACACCACAGGGGCUGAGAAGGUACGAAACUCAACCAUAAAAGGGUUGGUCAAUGCUUGCUUGCAACUAGGGGCCCUUGUGGGUGCUCUGUCCUGCUCGGUAAUUGGAGACUCUCUAGGCCGCCGAAAGAGCAUCUUCAUUGCAGGUUUGCUCGCACUGGUUGGUCAAAUCCUUCAGUGCUCAGCGUUCUCUCUGGCACAUUUUAUCGUUGGACGGGUUAUUCUGGGACUCGGGAUAGGCCAGUUGAGCGUCACGGUGUCCGUGUGGCAAUCAGAAAACUCAUCGGCUAGUAAGCGAGGACGCCAGGUCAUUGCGGCUGGUAUCUUCAUUUGCGUCGGUUUUGCCAGUUCCAGUUGGAUCAACUAUAGCUUCGGCAAGGUCUCAUUUCAACCGGUCCAAUGGCGCUUACCUUUGGCCAUCCCCAUCUUGUUCUCACUGGUUAUCUGUUUCUCGGUAUUCGCCCUCCCAGAGUCCCCACACUGGUUGGUUCAGAGGAAUCAAAUCGAAAGUGCAAUAGACACCCUUGCCAAGCUCAACGGACUCCCCAGAAACAAUGAGCAUGUCCGAUCUGAGAUUUCUCGGAUUCAACGCUCUCUCGAGGUCAUCAAGGGCGCCUCACUCCGGGAUAUUUUCGCGAGUGGUAAGCAAUCGCGGCUUGGAUAUCGGUUAGUCCUUUGUAUCGUGCUGCAAACCCUCCAGCAGCUAGUUGGCGGAAACCUAAUCUCCAUUUACACCACAACGAUCUUCGAGGAUAACUUGCACCUCGAGGGAGACCUUCCCCAGUUCCUCGCGGCUAUCUCUCUAACAUGGAAGUUUCUGUGUUCAUUUAUCGCCUUCGCUGCCAUCGAUUAUCUGGGACGACGUGUGGUCUUUAUUGCCAGCGGAACGGGAAUGUCACUUUGCAUGACAGUGAUGGCCGUUGCGACAAGCUUUCCUGCUUCAAACCAAGCUGCCUCGAUAGUUGCUGCGAUUGCACCUGUACACCUUCGAGUUGCCAUGUCGUCCAUAUCGACGGCGAACCACUGGCUGUGGAACUUCAUAAUCACCAUGAUUACGCCGGUAGCGUUGUCUAGUAUUGGCUGGAAAUAUUAUAUUGUCUUCGCUGUUCUGUCUGCCAGUGUCCCCGUGAUUACGAUGAAUCGCAACCUCGAACUGAUUGAUCUCGUCUUCAGAGAAGCUGCAACAAUCUGGGAUAUCGUUCCGAUAGCUCGGUGUCUUCCAAAUGGUGAUGCUCGAACAGAGGUCGAAUUAUCUGGCGAGAAAGAUGCUGAGAUUGGUCGGGUCGAACAGAGGGAAGUUGCUUAA
Messenger RNA from Aspergillus ruber CBS 135680, 1455 nucleotides. RefSeq names its product sugar transporter. Gene Ontology annotation, molecular function: carbohydrate:proton symporter activity. Gene Ontology annotation, cellular component: membrane. The transcript has 3 exons. The coding region runs from base 1 to 1455 and encodes 484 amino acids. The record is from RefSeq and is a predicted model, not a curated record. Gene Ontology annotation, biological process: carbohydrate transport; transmembrane transport. NCBI's taxonomy places the organism in Eukaryota, Fungi, Ascomycota, Eurotiomycetes, Eurotiales, Aspergillaceae.